UAUGAAUUUUACAGUAAUUUCAUUUAGACUGACAUAAAACACAAACUAUAUUCACGCAAUUCGGUUUUAUAUACAAGAAGGAUGGACGCGACGACGUGUCUGAAGUCUCUGCUGUUGGCCAUCAAUCAGUACAAAAAUAACCGAUGUGGAGCCAACGCGGCGCAGCUGCAGAGGCAGGUCGAUGACGUGGCAGGGCUGAAAGGUGCCAGGCUGCUGGUGUCCGGCCAGGUGCUGCCCAGCGAGUGCCUGAGUGGCCUGGUGGAGCUGGUGGGAGACCCCAACACCAGCCCCGCCCUCAAAGGCACCAUCAUCACCCUGCUCGCCCAGCUCGCAUCAGACGAGGAGGCCAGAGGAGUCCUUCACAGCAGCUACAACCUCACAGGCGCGCUGGCCUCUGUUAUCCACUGCAACUGCGCCACCCCCAGGGAGCCUGUCGUACUACAGUGCCUGCAGGUUUUGCAGAGGAUCACCUACAAUGUGAGGAUGUCUCACUGCACCCCUUACAUGGAUGAGCUCGUAGCCUUCCUCGUGCAGCACGUCCAGUCCCCUAAUGAUGACAUCACCAUGCCAUGCCUGGGGUUGCUGGCCAACCUGUGUCGCUGCAACCUGUCAGUUCAGACCCACAUCAAGUCCCUGAGUCAGGUUAAAGCUUUCUACAGGACCCUCAUCAACCUCCUGGCACACAACAGCCUGACGGUGGUGGUGUUUGCCCUGUCCAUACUGGCCAGCCUGACGCUGAACGAGGAGGUGGGGGAGAAGUUGUUCCACGCAAAGAACAUCCACCAGACGUUCCAGCUCAUCUUCAACAUCAUCGUCAAUGGAGACGGAACCCUGACUCGCAAGUACGCCGUGGACCUUCUGGUGGAUCUGCUGAAGAACCCCAAAAUCGCAGAUUACCUCACCAGGUACGAGCACUUCUCCCUCUGUCUGUCCCAGGUGCUCGGCCUGCUGCACAGCAAGGACCCUGACUCUGCAGCCAAGGUUCUGGAGCUGCUGGUGUCUCUGUGCUCGGUGUCGGGCCUGCGCAGGGUGCUGGGCGGGGCCGUGUUCCGGGCCCCGGGGCCCCGCCUGCGGGCCGGCUCCCGGAGGGACCCGCAGGGCCGCGGGGCGGAGCCGGAGCCGGGCCCGGCGCUGCUGCACUGGGCCAGCCUGCCGCUGGACGGGCCGGACAGCUGCUACCUGCAGGCCCUGCUGCUGCUCACAGAGCUGUUCGAGGAGGUGAUAGACUCCGGGCUGUGUGGCUCGGCCGGCUCCUUCCUGGAGCAGCUGCUGCCGGUGCUGCUGGGGCUGCUGCAGGGGCCGGAGGCUGCCGGCUCCGAGCCGCAGGUGCAGCGUUUCUGCAGGAGGGCGGCGCGCGUGCUGGACCUGCUGCUCCUGCUGAGCACGGACGACUCGCUGAAGGUGCAGGUGGGUCAGCAGCUGAGCGCGCAGCUGUGCGUGUCUCAGGUGGAGCUCCUGCUGGCCAGCAGCCACAUGGACACCGGCCUCAGCUGCCCCGUCACCGCCUCCGGCCUCAGUCAGGUGGUUGCAGAGGUGGUUCUGAAGGUUCUGGAGCUGAUGAGCCGGUUCAGGCAGCUGGUCCGGGAUAUGGAGACCAGCUUCUACAGGAUCCUACAGGACCAGCGCGUGGUCACGCCCCUGUCCCUGGCUCUGACGUCGGACCGCCGGGAGCACGUGCAGACCGCACUCAGGAUCCUGCUGGAGGCCGCGCCCCUCCCGGAUUUCCCCGCCAUCAUUCUGGGCGAGAGCAUUGCUGCCAACAACGCAUAUCGGCAUCGGGAGGCGGAGCUGUCCAUGCCGGAGGUCGCUCCCACUUUGGGGCGGAGCUGUGCUCCCCUGAGUGCCGCCCCCCCGGGCCCCUCCCCUCAGAGCAUCCACAGCCUGAUCGAGAAGCUGCAGAGUGGCAUGGAGUUACAGGAGCAGGUGAAGGACGUGCGUGUUUCGGAGAUCAUGGAUGUGUACGAGCAGAAGAUCUGCGCCCUGGCGUCGAAGGAGGGGCGCCUGCAGGACCUCCUGGAGGCCAAAGCGCUGGCGCUGGCCCAGGCUGACCGGCUCAUCGCUCAGUACCGCUGCCAGAGAGCACAGGCGGAGGCUGAGGCGCGGAAGCUGGCGUUCCUGCUGAAGGAGGCGGAGCGCAGGAAGGAGGAGCUGCAGGGGGAGGUGAGCGGGCAGAUGCUGGAGGCGGAGAGAGCGAAGGCCGACAUCGAGCAGCUGCUGCAGCACAACAGCCGUCUGCAGGCCGUCUCCCAGGAGCACCAGACCCUGAAGGGCUCCUACAACGAGCUGCUGCACAGGUUUAAUGAGACCGACAGGAUGCUGAAGGAGCUGCAGACGGCUCACAUCACUCUGAACAAGCAGGCCGAGACCCUGAGGAAACAGAACGAUGGACUAAAACUGCAGCAGGACAGAAUUCUCGCCCAGCUGUCAGAGAAGGAGGAGCAGGUGAGGGGGCUGGAAACAGCCCUGCAGGAGAGAGAGCGGGAGAUCUCAGGGCUGCAGUGUGAGCUCGGACAGCAGGAGCAGAGGGUGAGGGAGCAGGAGAAGGAGAGAGAGGAGAUGGAGGAAUCCAUCGACCUGCUCAGGAAGGAGCUCAACAAGACGGAGCUGGCCAGGAAAGACGCCAGCAUCAAGGCCUCUUCCCUGGAGGUGCAGAAGUCACAGCUGGAGGCCAAGCUGCAGAAGAAGGAGGAGGAGCUGAGUAAACACUCACACAUGAUCGCCAUGAUUCACAGCCUGAGCAGCGGCAAACUGAAGAGCGACACGGUCAACCUGUCCCUAUGACCAACUCGCA
Molecule: messenger RNA, 2791 nt
Organism: Megalops cyprinoides (Indo-Pacific tarpon)
Lineage: Eukaryota; Metazoa; Chordata; Actinopteri; Elopiformes; Megalopidae
Gene: cip2a
Product: cellular inhibitor of PP2A
Exons: 22
Coding region: 82-2781 (899 amino acids)
Source: RefSeq, a predicted model, not a curated record